AUGCAUAUUGAAGACUUUAAUUUUGAAGAAUCUGAUGUCAGAAGAACGAAUGACGAAUUGUCCCCCGAACAGAAGGCAAUAGUCGAUAACGGAAUUAGGAACGAACAGAUCCAAAAUUUCACGAGCACAUCAUCCGAAAACCUAAAAACG
Molecule: messenger RNA, 150 nt
Organism: Paraglomus brasilianum
Lineage: Eukaryota; Fungi; Glomeromycota; Glomeromycetes; Paraglomerales; Paraglomeraceae
Source: the annotation of a GenBank genome assembly